AAGUUUUUAGUAGCGCGCAACAUUUGCUGUCGUACACAACUCGAAGCUUCCAAGCAAUAGAUUUUUUAAGCGCAGAAAUUUCGCAUAUUGCAUAAAAAAAUACCCAAGUAAAACCCAUUUCACAGUGUAAAUUUUUGUGCAAUAAUUUUAAUACUUUUGUGAUCGAAAACAAGUGUUCGAAAAAUGAAACUGUUCAUUACGCUGGUGAUUGCAGCCUGUUUCGCUUGCGCAUGCGCUGAUGUCUCGCACAUUUUGCACCAGUACGGCCAUGAAACCACUCCACAGCCAGGACCACCAAACCCCUAUGUCUUCAGCUACCAAGCUGGACGUGCGCCUGGCCAUGUAGAUCGCCAGCACACUGAAGUUUCUGAUGGCUCGGGCGUUGUGCGUGGGGCCUUCUCCUACGUCGAUCCCAAGAAUCAGCUGCGCACUGUGCAGUACGUAGCCGACAAGAACGGUUUCCAUCCGCAACUGAGCCACGAACAGGAGGACACUGAAGCAGUGAAGCAGGCAAAACAAAAGCAUUUCUCAUUGUACAAUCGCAUUGCGCAAGAACAUGCCGCCGAGGGGGGUCAGGCCGGGCUUCAUAACGCAUACGCUGCCGGCCCGCGGAACACUGAGGCUGUUGCCUACGCCACACACAAGCAUCUUAGUGAAUAUGAGCGCAUAGCUGCUGAACACGCACGCAUGCGUGCCGAGCUCGAGGCACAGCGCUUGAGUAAUCCCCAGGAUGAUGGCCAGUAUCACGGCGAGGAGGAGCAAUACCAACAUUACUAAUUUGUGUAAAUUGCUUGUUCAGUCAUGAUUACACCUAACUUCUCCGUAGUAAAUUUCCUUAGCAGUGUUUUUUGUUACUUUUGUACCUCAAUAAUUGCAAUGUAAAUAUAUUAGAGAAUAACUUAAAAUCGAUUUGGUUGCCAAUAAAAGUUUAUUGUUCCGCACCUGA
Molecule: messenger RNA, 946 nt
Organism: Anastrepha obliqua
Lineage: Eukaryota; Metazoa; Arthropoda; Insecta; Diptera; Tephritidae
Gene: Cpr57A
Exons: 3
Coding region: 184-777 (197 amino acids)
Cellular component (GO): chitin-based extracellular matrix
Molecular function (GO): structural constituent of chitin-based larval cuticle
Source: RefSeq, a predicted model, not a curated record